AUGUUCUUACAUAAAGUGAUAUUAAAAAGCAGACUCUGAAGACUUUUUUCAGAUAUCAACUUUUCAAAAGAUUAUUACAAAGUUCUUGGGAUACCUAAAACUGCUAGUAAAGCAGAAAUAAGAAAGGCUUAUUUAAAUCUUGCCAAAACACAUCACCCAGAUACAGCAACUGGAAAUGAAGAAAAAUUCAAGCAGAUCGGAGAAGCGUAUGAAGUUUUAAGUGACGAAAACACAAGGAAGCAAUAUGAUGCUGGCCCAAAAAAAUCAACAGAAUAUUCUCAAUAUUCAGACACAAAAUCACAAUAUAGAAAGCAAAGCUCAUAUAACUGAAGCAAUAGCUCAGAUCAGCAGAAUUAUCAGUAUUAUUGGUAUUCUUCUAGUAAAAGCCAAAACUCAUGGAGAUCAAAUGAAGGAUUUUAUUAUGAUUAGAUUAGAUUCUCGCAGGUCUUGAGGGAUUAUUUCAGCCCCUACCCUGCCCACUGGAGGCUUCACGCUCAAGCGGCCUUAGCCAUCUAGCAUCGCACUACACCUUUUUCAUGUAGACGCCGCCAAAAAAUGGUGACAUCAACAAUCUCUUGAAAAAAGCGUAUCAUUGAGUCCUGGCCAGGCAAAAACUAAAAACUAACUCCAAACUUCCUAAAAAAUUUGAUUCACUUAUCUGAGACUGGGAUAACUCACAAAUCACUCGGAUCUAACUCAACUCAUCAUUUUUAAAAAGUAUUUUAUAAUCAAGAUUGAGACAAAGAUAAAGGGCAAACAUUUUCAGGGGAUUGAUACAAAAAACAGACCUUUCAGAAUAGAAAAAACUACUAUAAAGAAAGAAAAAACCAAAAAAGAUAUGAAGAGCAACAAAAUUAUAAUAAGGACUAUGAUUAUGAUUAUAGAAGAACUGGUAAAUCUUAUCCGAGCAGUAAACAAAUUAUUUCAAUUAAUAUUUGACUGAUUUUAUUGUCAGGCUUAAUUAUUGUUUUACUGUAUAAGAAGCCAAGAAAUAAUGUGGAUUAUUAUAGAAAUGACUAUGAAAACCAAAAUUGCCCUUAUGAGAAAUCUAGCCCAAAGCCAAAUGUAUUUAAAGACCAAUUAAAUUUACUGAAUUUAAAUACAACACCUAAUAUGCUUGAGAAAACGGACGCCAUCUUUCGAUCAAGGAUGAGUGGUAAGAAAGUAUAUAAUUUUUUAUUAUUGAAAUAUUUUAUAUUAAAUUUUUUAAAUAUAAAAAGUUUUAUGCGCUAAUAGAGUAUUUAUAUUAUCAAAAUAUACUAGAAAUCGCAUUAGAAUUCGUAGUAUCAAUUAUAAUAUAAUAUAUCUAAGAUUCAUUAUUAUAAAAGAUAGGGAGUUAAAUUUGGCAAGUGUUUCAUGCUUAACCUAUAAAAAUCGUUCGAUCAAAAAUGGAAAUUAAUUUUUCUAAUUUUCUGGAAAUCUCCAAUAGAACCUUCGAUUAAGGAUGGUGGGAUUAAGGAUAAAUAA
Blepharisma stoltei is the source of this 1467-nucleotide messenger RNA. NCBI's taxonomy places the organism in Eukaryota, Ciliophora, Heterotrichea, Heterotrichida, Blepharismidae. The record is from the annotation of a GenBank genome assembly.